CCGAAACAUAUUCUAACAUGGCCGACGAAACGUGCUUCCACGAACACAAGCAAUAAUAUAUAAUACGACAUGUUUCCCAGAGCCCACCGCCAUUUUUAAAUAGUCACAGCAUAAUUUCCCCGCAACUCCUAGAUUGCUUUGUUGUAUCUAAUCUGAGCAGCGAAAGACUUUAUUAGUUCAAAUUCAAUCGAACUCGAUUACCCUGUACAAAGCUUUACCGGCGGUCCGAGCCGAUCCGAGGGUCAUCACCGCAUAUAGUAUACUUUAUACUUACUUCAAUGGGCAAGAAAAGUAAAAGACAUGGGCAUGGUGGCCACAAUAAAGGGAAAAACAACAGACAACAGGAUGAAAAUUCUUCAAACGGAGGAGGAAGCAACUCGGAAGGGUCCAAGAAAUGUUCUCAUAUCACGAAAGCUAUUAAGCUUGGGGUCCUUCAAAACCACAUCCCACAUAUGAAGAUUGGACAAUGCUCUGUUUGUAAUGAAGUACCAAACAAGAAUACCUCUAUCUGUAUUUGCCUGCGAUGUUCCAAACAAGGCUGUGACCGGUACAGCAACGGCAAGCAUGGAUUGAGUCAUUACGAAGACACACCCUCUCAUUGUAUAACUGUCAACUUGAGUUCUCUCAUGGUCUGGUGUUACUCCUGUGACAUAGAGAUUCCUGUUGCUCCAAACACUGAUUUACAAGACUGCAUCAACCUACUUCUCAAAGCACUACAGUCGACAGGCCGACAGCUUCAGGGGAACGGGCUACUGCCUAAAGUUGUGCUCAGAGAUGUGACACAGGAUUCAGAGAUCAUGGCCAGGCAUUACCACCCUCAGCACAAGCUUGUUAAGGGGCUUGUAAACUUGGGAAACACCUGUUUCUUCAAUGCUGUCAUGCAGAAUCUCUGUCAGACUGAGCUGCUGUACCUUGUCAUGAAGUUUGCCAGUCAGGACGAUUAUAUGCACACCUUCACAGCUCCAAACAAGCAACUGUCUGAGCUUUCAGUCAAAGUGGCCACACCUCCAGGUUCAUUGACGAUGGCACUAAAGAAACUACUCAUUCAGAUGAAGAACUCUGACCCAGGACCUCUCAACCCUAAGCACUUAUUCUCAGAGAUCUGCAAGAAAUCGCCUCGUUUCCGUGGUUACCAGCAGCAGGACAGCCAGGAAUUACUUCGGUGCUUACUGGACUCGAUUAAGACGGAACAACUACGGCGCCUCAAGAUUGGUGUCUUGAACGCCUUCGGUGUGAACGCCGAGGAAGGUGGUACCUUGAAACAACUGUCUGAGGAGAAGAAAGACAUAGUCAGAGAGUACGUCAAGUCGCUCUCUAGCACCGCGGUCGAUAUCGUGUUUGGUGGAACGUUGGACAGCAUCGUGGUCUGCCAUCAAUGCCACAAGGAGUCAAGAGUGAGGGAGUCGUUCCUUGAUCUCUCCUUAUCGUUGGCACCAUUACAGACAAAAAGUUCCAUGCCAGUGUCAGGCUCUAAGAACAAGCGUAUGUCACCUCUUAUUUCGGAGUCUGCGACACUUACAGAGGUGAAAGAGGAGGAUGCAAAUGAUGGCUUGCAAUAUAUGAGCAAAUACAAACUCAAGGCUGCAAGGAAGGCUGAAAAGAAAAAGGCAAAGAAGAACAAGAGCGCUUCUAAAAGGCAGCCGAAACAUAUCAACCAAUCAGAUGAUAUGGCAAAGUCAAAUGACCAAUCGGAUGAUGAGAAAGAGCUAAAUGAUCAAUCAGAUGGCGAGGUAGAUAUACACAGCGACCAACAAAAUGGCAGUUAUCCCAAUGACCAAUCGGACGUGGCUGUACACGAUGUCAUGGCACAUGGUAGCCAAUCAGAGGGCGCAGUACAAUUAAACUGUUCAGAAGGCGUUGGACGCAGUGAUCACACGGGUAGUGUGUCACAUAAUCACCAAUCAGGUUGCGAGAACGACAGCCAGUCAUGUGAUAAAUGUCAAAUUGAACAGCCCGAGGACAAGAGAGACUCUGACCAGAGGAGUGACCUGAUACAUUCUAGCCAAUCAGAGGCCGUGCACCGUAAUGUACAUGCUGAAGACGAGGGGCAUAUUGAUGAAUAUGGAUGUGGAUUACAUGACAACGAGCAAUUGGAUGAGGAGGUAGCUUCGCAUGUGUCAGGCGAUGAUAUUAUGGACGUGAAUGACCUGAUACAUUCUAGCCAAUCAGAGGCCGUGCACCGUAAUGUACAUGCUGAAGACAAGGGGCAUAUUGAUGAAUAUGGAUGUGGAUUACAUAACGACGAGCAAUCAGAUGGCGAGGCAGCUUCGCAUGUGUCAGGCGAUGACAUUAUGGCCGUGUCUGAUGACGAGACCUCUGACACAUGCGCUGAAGUAACCAAAGAAUAUUCCCAUGAUCCUUUGUUUGUCCCCGAACAAGUAAAUAAUAAACUUCUGCACCUUUCCGAGGAGGCUACUGAAAGUAAGCUUGCUGUAGAUUCUUCGGAUGAAGUUCGCUGUGAGUCGCGCGAGAAUGUUUUUCCCAAUGUUAUAUGCACUCGUACCCCUAGCGUGUGUGCAUCUCCUCAAACAACUGAAAAUUCCGUUACAAAUCCGUACGCCAUUAGGAGUGAAAAAGCAAAUGACAUUGCGACAGGAGAACCUUUUCGUUUCACUGCAAGUCUCAAAGCUGACUCUUACGAGAAUAUAAGUUUGGAUAACACAAUGGUUGAUUCACUUGACGAUGAUAGGGAGAGUGUUUGCAGUAAUUCCAAGAAAAGUGCAAUAUUCUUGGAAAUCAGGGAUGAAAAGAUUGAGAUGAAAAGUUAUUGUACUUACGGUGAUUGGGUUAUUGUCAGUGAGUCACCGUCAGCAACUACUGACUCGGGAUACGGGAGCUCCUGCAAUUGUACGAAAACUACUAAGGGUACAUAUCUAGAUAAGAACACCAGCGUGGAUAUAAACAUGGAGAAUAGAACAGAGGAUCUAAGUCCUUCGAAAGAAAAUAUGGAUCAUUUAGAGUCAUCAAAAAGCAGCGUAACCCCAGCAUCAGGUUUGGACAUCAAAGACACAUCGUCUGUCAAUUCCGUGACUUCUAAAGUAAACACGAUUGGUGAAGAUACAGGCGAUAUAGCAUCCCACGUCAAACGUCUCUCAUUAGAAGAGGACGCCUUAGACUCUGAGAACAAAUCAAAUGGGUUAGAAUGUGAUGAUAGUAAACCAUCCAACGGCUCUGGCGUUGACGAAAGUGUGAACGCGACUUCUGACAUGUGCAGUGCUAAUUGCACCCGUGUGAAUGACGCCUAUUCUGAUAUGGACACAACGUCGAACUCCUCCACACAGACUAAAGACAGUGGUAUUUGGGGGUGUGAUGCGUAUAGUGUUGAUACAGGAGAAGCUUCAACAACCAGACACCUCGGCAACUCAUCCCCUAACCUACCCUCUCAGGAGCCGCCUACAAGUUCCCCAAGCCCUCCCUCAAGGGAACUGACACUAGGCUCCCCGUACCUCCCCUCCCCAGGGGAAUGUUCGGUCAUGUCUUGUCUAAGCGUUUUCUGUGCCAAAGAGACCCUGACUGGGAAGAACAAGUUUGCGUGUGAAGAGUGUACCAAAGCUCGAAAUGGCUGUGGCACACCUGUCUGCGAAGAGUCUGGGGACAAAGAAGAGGCCUCCAGUAAGCGACACCGCAGCCAGGCCCCCACAGUGUACACAGAGGCGACUAAACAACUGCUCCUCUCCCACCCUCCCCUGGUACUGACGCUGCAUCUGAAGAGGUUCCAGCAGGUCUUGUUUGGGCUGCGCAAGGUUGCCAAACACGUGGACUUUCCUCUGGUGCUCGACAUGGCACCCUUCUGUAGUUCGCAGGGAAAGGCCCUUCCGGAUGCUAACGGCCAGAUCCUGUACUCUCUCAUCGGCGCCGUCGAUCAUAGUGGUGGCCUGAACAGCGGUCACUACACGGCAUACAUCAAACUCAAAUCCAAGCCUACUCUUGAUCUGAACCGAGAUAUACGCAACAGUCGUGAACUUGAAGCUUACAUCCGGGAAACCUGGAAUGAGGCGCAUGCGCAAAAGUGCACUUCGCAGGGGGUGCCCCAGGGGCAGUGGUAUUACGUCAGCGACUCGCACUCAGUGCUGGUGCCAGAGUCACGUGUGCUUAGGAGCCAGGCCUAUAUGCUGUUUUAUGAGAGGUUACCGCUGGUCCAAAAUGGAAAAACAUGAAAUACUCCAGGCGUUCCUUCCCUAAGAGCCCAGACACACACUAAAGCAGAUCUGCUUUAAACGUUGCCCGGUCAACGCCUGAUAACGCCUUAGCGUUGUGUUUUUGUUAUUGUUUUGGCCGCUAAACGGUGUUUUUGUUGUCUAUACGUCUUUCCUGGCAGCCAUUUGGAGUAUUCUCUAAAGGCCGAUUUAGACAGCACGAUUUAGUCCUAUGCGACCUGCCUACGACGAGUUAAGAAUGCUGCAUUCACACUAAAACCAUGUUUAGUUAAGGUUUUUCUUUGCCUGAUAACUUGCCAAGUUUCUCAUUGUGUCGAAUUCUUACUAGCUGAAUGAUCUCUUAGUAACAUGUACAGCAGAAUCUAUUCAGUUUUUUUCUUGGUUCUGCCCACUCUUGGGAGAUUGAGAUUUAAACCAGUUUAAUUAAACCACAUUUAAACUGGUUUAAGUGCUGGUGUGAAUGUGAUAUUAGACCUGAAUUACACACUACGACUUUCGUAGUCAAGCAUCGUAGCGGAGUUGUAUUUACACUUUACGUCUCGGGUUUUAAAAGUGUCGCAUACAACUAAAUCGUGCUGUCUAAAUCACCCUUAAGAAAGUCGUAGUGUACACACUGAAUUACAAUUCAGGACUAAGACAUGUCGUAGAUAGGUUGUAUACGACUAAAAGUGUUUUCUAAAGCCUGGUUUCCAUAUAGUCGUAACAGUUGUAAGGGUCGUAACAGUCGUCUAGGUUUUGCCCCCCGAGGUGAACACACGACCCGCGAAGGUUAUAAGUAAUGUUCUUUUGUUGUUUACGGGGAACAGAAUUCUGAUUCCAGGCUUUAGUCAUCACGAUUUAGUCGGAGUGCACAAUAAUGCUAUUGUCAGUAGUAUUAUCACCAUGCGCUCGGACCAGUCUCCGUUAGACCUGAAGAAGGAAAAAGGAGAGCAAAAGUUUGGUAUGCAUUAUGAAAUAUCCCAGGCGUUCCACUGUUAGAGACCCAGGCCUUCGCAGCUUUACUGAACUCGCCCCAGGUCACGAAAUGCCUUAAGAUAUGAGUUUCUGGCGGAUGAAAUUAUGAAUAUAUAUGAAAUUAGUUGAUGCUAUAUACUGAGAUGCAGGAAUGUUCAGAAUUAUGAUAUUCCUAUAGACUAUAAAUGCCUAUUUUUUAAAAACAAACAGAAAUAUGCAA
Messenger RNA from Nematostella vectensis (starlet sea anemone), 5331 nucleotides. RefSeq names its product ubiquitin carboxyl-terminal hydrolase 16. The record is from RefSeq and is a predicted model, not a curated record. The transcript has 17 exons. Gene Ontology annotation, biological process: protein deubiquitination. Gene Ontology annotation, molecular function: cysteine-type deubiquitinase activity; cysteine-type endopeptidase activity; zinc ion binding. Bases 279 to 4157 code for a protein of 1292 amino acids. Lineage: Eukaryota; Metazoa; Cnidaria; Anthozoa; Actiniaria; Edwardsiidae. Gene Ontology annotation, cellular component: cytosol; nucleus.